Molecule: messenger RNA, 1881 nt
Organism: Anarrhichthys ocellatus (wolf-eel)
Lineage: Eukaryota; Metazoa; Chordata; Actinopteri; Perciformes; Anarhichadidae
Product: T-box transcription factor TBX2b-like
Exons: 7
Coding region: 1-1881 (626 amino acids)
Biological process (GO): regulation of transcription by RNA polymerase II; positive regulation of DNA-templated transcription; cell fate specification
Cellular component (GO): nucleus; chromatin
Molecular function (GO): DNA-binding transcription factor activity, RNA polymerase II-specific; RNA polymerase II cis-regulatory region sequence-specific DNA binding
Source: RefSeq, a predicted model, not a curated record
AUGAAAUAUCCAAUUUCCACAGCGGCUGCCAUGGCUUACAAUACUUACCAAGCUCAUCCACCAGGUGCCUUGCCAUUGUCAGCCUUCUUUGCUGCCACUCGGCCCUCGUUUUUCCCCUCGCUGGCUUUCCCAGACGUCGCCUCCCUGUCCGAGCCUCUGUCCGAGCAGGCUGCCUCUGACGCGGGGCUGCGCCCCGCUCUGGUGCGCCAGCAUCAGCCAGUUCAGCCGCGGUCCUGUAAGAGCCUGCAGACGGAGGAAGGGCUGGAAGACGACCCGAAAGUCACGCUGGAGUCCAAAAAAUUAUGGACUGAGUUUCAUAAAAUGGGAACUGAGAUGGUUAUUACGAAAUCGGGAAGGAGGAUGUUUCCGGCGUUUAAAGUGCGGGUAGACGGGCUGGUUGAAACGUCUAAGUAUAUCCUGCUGAUGGACAUUGUCGCAGUUGAUGACUGCCGCUACAAGUUUCACAGCUCCCGCUGGGUGGUGGCUGGAAAAGCUGACCCGGAGAUGCCAAAGCGCAUGUACAUCCACCCGGACAGCCCGUCCAAAGGGGAGCAGUGGAUGAGCAAGCCCGUCGCUUUUCAUAAACUCAAACUCACCAAUAAUAUUUCGGAUAAGCAUGGAUUUACUAUUUUGAAUUCAAUGCAUAAAUACCAGCCCAGAUUUCAUAUUGUGAGAGCCAACGACAUAAUGAAGCUUCCGUACAGCACCUUCCGGACUUAUGUUUUCCCGGAGACGGAGUUCAUCGCUGUCACUGCAUAUCAGAAUGAAAAGAUUACACAGCUAAAAAUCGACAACAAUCCGUUUGCCAAAGGAUUCAGAGACAUGGGAAAUGGGAGGCGUGAAAAGAGGAGUAAGCAGUUAAGCAUUUCUUCAAUGCAUGAGAGCCAAAACAAUGCGGACCCGGACUGUGCUGAUUCUGAUGACUCAUGUGAACAACCCAGUACCAGUGAUCCAUUUUAUUCCCCUCGGGAGCUGGUGAGCAGCCCUCUGAUGUCCACCCCGACCGGUCAAGGUGAGGACAAUAUUGAAAGUGAUUCAGAUAUUGAUCAACAAGACGAUGACAUUGCUGAAGCCAGCCGUUCCAGGAGUGAAUAUAUGCUUUCUUUGAGUCAGAAGAGCGAGGAGAUACUGCGGGACAGGCCUGCACUCAGUAAGAGCAACGGCAAUCAGGACACAACCAAAGAAAGAACAAUGUUUAGAUCAUCAGAUUUUAUGUUCUCCGCGGAGAGCGAUUCUUCAAAACAGCACAUGGGCGAAAUCCAAGAUGGCAUCCUGCCGAUGAUGUUGCAAACGCAGAGCUCAUCGCCCCUCAGCGCUGGUCCCUUUCAGACUUUGGAUUUCUCAAGUGCGCACAGCCAACAGUUUCUUAAGCUCGGGGCACCUUUGUUGUUUCACCCGGGACAGUUGUCGGUGAAGCCAGAGGGUAUGGGACGUCUGUUGCCUUCUUUGCCUGCAGCAGAAAACGGAGGCCUGCCUUCUCAAAGCAUCACCUCUCCAUCUCCCUUCAUGUUUCACCUUUCACAGCACAUGCUGGCAUCUCAGGGAAUCUCACUGUCACCCUUUGGAGGAUUGUUCUCCUAUCCAUACGGCUACAUGGCAGCACCAGCUCUCCCCACCUGCUCGGCAACCCCUCAGUUGGCCAGAAACCCCUGUUUCCGCAGCUCUCGGCCUUGGUUGCGAUUCAGCCCUUAUCAGAUCCCCACCUCUGCCCCCUCAAGCCAAAACCUGCUUUCAACCAGAUCAAACUCGCAAUCUGAGGUGUCCAAGUCAGGGAGCAGAGAGUCAAGUUUAGUGCCUGACAAUCGCAGUCACCAAAUCAAGGCCAAGCAGAAGACUUCGCCACCGAAGAACAUGAAGGGUUCCGCUGCAAAGCACACCUAA